Molecule: messenger RNA, 1375 nt
Organism: Macadamia integrifolia
Lineage: Eukaryota; Viridiplantae; Streptophyta; Magnoliopsida; Proteales; Proteaceae
Product: la-related protein 6A
Exons: 11
Coding region: 134-1204 (356 amino acids)
Biological process (GO): RNA processing
Cellular component (GO): nucleus
Molecular function (GO): mRNA binding
Source: RefSeq, a predicted model, not a curated record
GGGGGUCGACGAGAGUGAGCAGAAGAAGAGUUAAUGCGCGGGAGCGUUCUUACGCCUACUUGCUACAGCUCCAUCUCCACCUCCUCUUCCAGGUUCCAUCUCUCCUUUUGAUCUUUAAAGAUUAAAGUUCAAUAUGGAAAGGGAAGAAGAGGUCACCUCCGUCACAUCCCUUCCUUUUCCUGAUUCUGAACUCAUAGCCAUCGGUUCUUCCGAUGAUCUAGGGUUUCAAGAAUCUGAGCAGCCGCUUGAUACUGUUGCUCCUUCUUCAACAUCUAACGAGCCUGUCGUCCUCACCGAUGACCUGAAAGACAAGAUCAUAAAACAGGUGGAAUACUAUUUUAGUGAUGAGAAUCUUUCCACAGAUAAGUUUCUGAUGAGCCAUGUAAAGAAGGAUAAAGAAGGUUUUGUUCCUGUGGGUCUUAUUGCAUCUUUCAGGAAAAUGAAAAAGCUUGUUCGAGAUAAUUCAUUGAUAGUGGAUGCACUCCAGGAAUCAACGCAACUUGUCGUAAGUUCAGAUGGGAAGAAGGUAAAGAAAAUACAUCCACUGCCAGUAGCUGAGGUGCAGGAUGCUAAGUCACGGACUGUUUUGGUAGAGAAUAUGCCGGAUAAUUUUUCAAUAGAGAGCAUGAAGAUAAUCUUUGGUGCUGCCGGCAAUAUAAAGAAUAUAUCUAUCCAAGACCCACAUGCUGCGGAGGAAUCAACAAAGAUCAGUAAGGCAAAAAAUCUCAUCAGUGGAAAGAUACAUGCUUUUGUAGAAUAUGAAACAGCGGAGGCUGCUGAGAGAGCUGUUGCCACUUUAAAUGAUGAGAACAAUUGGAGAACUGGUAUGCGUGUUAAGCUUCUUAUCAAGAUAAUGGGCAAGUUUGGGCUGAGCAAGAAAGGCUGUAAAGGCACUACCUCUGAGAAGAAUAGAAAUGCUCCAAUGUCUGAGGCAGUAGGGGAUGAUGAACCCUUGAAGUCAACUGAUCACCAUGAUGAAACACCUGAACAAGAGGAAGAGGGGAACUUGCGAAGUGAGAGAACUGGACGGAGAAGUCAAAACAGAGGUCGAUCCAAGGGCCAAAAACAGCAUAACCAUAACAGUCAAGGCCAUGGAACUCUGCACCGUCAUCCUGGUGUUGAAGGUUCAAAGCCACCUCCAGGGCCAAAAAUGCCUGAUGGAACUAGGGGUUUCACAAUGGGUCGUGGCAGGCCUCCUGUAUAAUCAAAAUUCAGCUUUGAGGGUCUUAAAGAUUUGAGGGGUUAUGCAAAAGAGUGUGUUGGAUCAGUGUGGAUUCUGUGUUUUUAUCUGCAGAAUACAUAAGUUUGGUUUGGAUAAUUAGAUGUUGCCAAGAUCUUUACAGCCAUCAUAGUGGAAUAUACUUCACGGUUCAAA